This is a messenger RNA of Saccharomycopsis crataegensis, 2160 nucleotides long. RefSeq names its product Mdv1p (gene MDV1). Lineage: Eukaryota; Fungi; Ascomycota; Saccharomycetes; Ascoideales; Saccharomycopsidaceae. Gene Ontology annotation, molecular function: protein binding. Bases 1 to 2160 code for a protein of 719 amino acids. The transcript has a single exon. The record is from RefSeq and is a predicted model, not a curated record.
AUGGCAUCGAAUAACAGGAAUAACUCACCCAGCGAGGACCUUCUCGCCGCCACUACCAGGCUUUCGAAAGCAGUGACCUCAACGGCCUCAGCGUUGAUCAAUACCUCAGAUUCCAGCAAUGUCUUGUUGAAAACCCCCCAUUACCAGAAGGCGAUUUACGAUACAUUGAUUGGUCCCCAUAGGAACCAGCAGCCAAGGACAGUGGCCGUGAAGUUUAGAAAGAAAAAAGCUCCCAGUGAGUUUUUGCGAUUGAAUUUUAGCAAGGAUGAGAUCAGUUAUCGUGCCAUCACCCAUAUUCCCGAUGAUUUGUUAAAUGAGAUCCCUGAAGGAUCGAACCUAGAAAAUAAAGACAAAUUCACGCUUUUCCAAGGGUUCAAUGCGUCGAUACCCCAAGUUAACGAGGAAUUGAAUCUUUUCAAAGAAUUGAAUCUCGAAAAUCUAAAAUUUUCCACCAAGGACGAUAGCCAAAAGUUACUCACAUUAGAUACAAAUGAUGAGAAAAGUAAAAUCAUAAUAGAGAAAAAAUUGAAUAAUCCCCUCCCCAUAGAUAUAUCUUCCAAGAAAAUCAAACAAUCCAAAUCAGUGAAGAAUUUGAAUAUCUAUAAGCAAAAAAUAUUGAAGAAAAUGCAUUAUUUGGAGAUCAGGAAAAAUUUGACCUCUAACGAAAUAAGUGAAAUCGACGCAAAAAUCCAAAAACUCACUUCCAUGAGGGAUGCGUUGUUUCAAAAAGUUGCAAAGUUUGAAAAAGACGAAAUAUAUCUUGAAGGGUUCAUCCAUGAAAUUUCUGAUAAGGUCGAAGCAUUAGAUAAAGGAGAAGUUGCCGUUGAUGACGAAGCAGAGGAUUCCAGUGAUGAGUUGAUAGAUACCAAUACUAAUUUAUCGACAAAGAAUCCUGGAAAGAAAUCGAUAAGCUUCAAUAAAGACACAAUAGUUCAUGACAGUGAUAAUGAUCCAGAGAAAAAAACUAGUGAAGAAGCACCACAAGCCUAUCAGUCUCUCCUGGAAGAGUAUGAUCUUAUAGAGGAUGCAGAAGCUGAUGAAUACUUCCUAUCGCAAUCGAUAUACACAUCAUUACAAAAGAAACCGCCAAAAUAUCACAAAAUCUCAUCAAAAAAUAGGAAAAUCAAACCAACAUUACAAAAUUACUACAACAGCGGGGCAGAAAUCAGUAGUUUCCCUGCUCAUGAGCAAGGCAUUACCUGCUUUGAUUUUGACUAUCCCUUUGGAACCAUGGUUAGCGCUCUGUUGGAUAGCACAGUUAGGGUAUGGGAUUUAAGUACCCAGAAAUGUUUGACAUUGUUGGAAGGUCAUGAGAUGUAUGUCAGAUGCAUGCAAAUGGAUAAUAACUUGUUAGUUACCGGUAGUGAAGAUAGUAAUCUUAAACUAUGGGAUUUAUCAAGGGUCGAAAAUAAGGAGUACGAAGACGAUGAUGGUGUUCUCGGGAAAAGUGGUGAGGAAGACGAAAAUGACUCUGAUCCUUGUGUUUAUACAUUUGAAUCUCACAUAGAUGAGAUUACUGCAUUGCAUUUUGAUGAGAAUAAUUUGCUUUCUGGAUCUUCAGACCGUACCAUUAGACAAUGGGACAUGAAAACCGGUCAUUGCUUACAAACACUCGAUGUUUUGUGGGUUACAAAUAAUGCCCAAGUGACUUCUCCUAUUGAUACUGGUAUGUCAUACCAAGGAUCAUCUACCCAGAAUAAUAGCAACGUUCCGUUUAUUGGUACAUUGCAAUGUUAUAGUGCUGCAUUGGCGUCCGGUACCGCAGAUGGUAUUGUGCGACUAUGGGAUUUGAGAUCCGGUGAGGUUAUUAGAACGUUAACAGGGCAUACUGGGCCAAUCACUUGUUUACAAUUCGACGAGAAAUCAUUAAUUACUGGAUCAGAAGAUAAAAGUAUCAAGGUAUGGGAUUUGCGAAUGGGUAAGAUUGAGCAAAACUUGGUAUAUGAUUCAGGGAUUGCUAGUCUUCAAUUUGACUCGAAAAAGAUUGUGUUUACAAAUAAUCAAUCGUAUGUGAGCGUUUACGAUCGUGAGAGUGGCGAAGUUAACAAGCUAGUCCCAAAGGAUGUGGCAUUUACCAGUACCUCCAUAUUUGCCCGAUAUAAAGAAGGAUAUUUGGUUGGAGGCUACUCUAAUGGAGUUGUGAAAACCUGGGCAGUAUGA